GCUUGAUUUAAUGUGUCCAAGGUCCCCUACGGUACAUUGAAGCAGAGGCAGUGUCUGUGUCAUAACUUCCAAGUCCCUUUCUUCUCUCUCUCAGCCCCGGCCACGUGUCCCCCUCAGCUCGGGUGACUUCAUGUGUUCGGAAUGUGACAAGGUGUUCCCCCUGCAGUGCAUGUUGACGCGCCACCUCAAGUGCCACAGCAUGGUGAAGAGACACCCCUGCCACUGCUGUGGCAAGGGCUUCAACGACACCUUUGACCUAAAGAGGCACAUGCGCACUCACACAGGUAUCCGUCCGUACCGCUGUGAGCUGUGUGACAAGGCCUUCACCCAGCGCUGCUCCCUCGAAUCCCACCUGAGGAAGAUCCAUGGUGUUUUCCAGCAGUAUGCCUACCGCCAGCGUCGCUCCAAGAUCUUCGUGUGCGAGGACUGCGGCUACACAUCCAACCGGCCCGACGAGUACUUCCUCCACAUGUGCCAGUGCCACCCGAGCAGCCAAGCCCUGCGCCGCUACUACCGCCACCAGGCACAUGAGGGCGCCAACAACAUGCUCUCUCAACACAAACCCAGCCCCUUUUUUAUUUAUACUACAGCUGGGUAUUAUAUGGGUUGAUUAAUACUCCGGAGUGAAGUUUCACCUAGGUACAGAUAUAGGAUCAGCUUCCCAUUCCCCAGCCCACAUCUUAACCAUUAGUAGGGAAGAUGCAACAUUUAGAUUAGCGUCUACAGGCAACUUUACUUGUUUCUGCCUUAGCCAAUUCCUUUGUUGUUAACUUGUCACAAAGUAGAGAAAGUCUAGCACCAAGGCUAAAUGCAUCACAAGCAUUUCGCUACCCCGCAAUAACAUCGACUACACCCGCAAUAUCAUCUGCUAAAUAUGUAUAUGUGGGCCUCCCGGAUUUCGCAGUGGUCUAGGGCACUGGUAGCUGUGCUACCAGAGACUCUGGGUUCGCGCCCAGGCUCUGUCGCAGCUGGCUGCGACCGGGACGUCCGUGGGGAGACGCACAAUUGGCCUAGCGUCGUCCGGGUUAGGGAGGGUCUGGCCGGAUAGGGAUAUCCUCGUCUCAUCGCGCACCAGCGUCUCCUGUGGCGGGCCGGCCGCAGUGCGCGCCAACCAGGUUGCCAGGUGCACGGUGUUUCCUCCGACACAUUGGUGCGGCUGGCUUCCGGGUUGGAUGCGCGCUGUGUCAAGAAGCAGUGUGGCUUGGUUGGAUUGUAUUUCGGAGGACGUAUGGCUUUCGACCUUCGUCUCUCCCAAGUUUUGUUUAUCACUUUUUUGGUUACUACCUGAUUCCUUCCAUAUGUGUUAUUUCAUAGUUUUAAUGUCUUCACUACUAUUCUACAAUGUAGAA
This is a messenger RNA of Oncorhynchus tshawytscha (Chinook salmon), 1349 nucleotides long. Its product is annotated as transcription factor Ovo-like 2. Gene Ontology annotation, cellular component: nucleus. Bases 131 to 610 code for a protein of 159 amino acids. The transcript has 2 exons. Gene Ontology annotation, biological process: regulation of transcription by RNA polymerase II; epidermal cell differentiation. Gene Ontology annotation, molecular function: RNA polymerase II cis-regulatory region sequence-specific DNA binding; DNA-binding transcription factor activity, RNA polymerase II-specific. Lineage: Eukaryota; Metazoa; Chordata; Actinopteri; Salmoniformes; Salmonidae. The record is from RefSeq and is a predicted model, not a curated record.